AUGAAUCAAACGCGUAAACGAAAGGAAGUCAACAUUUUUAUAUAUAGAGAUGGAGGGCAAGCACAACCUGUUCAACCAGUGGUUCAACCAGUGACUAAAGCUCCUACUGUCACGUGUUAUACCGUCUUCUGCGUUCAGCAGCAACAGAUCACUCAGCCUGCCGUUCAGCCUGUCGUUCAACCUCUCGUACAGCCAGUUGCUCCAGUUAUCCAAGUUCCCGUCCCAGUUGUUCAGCCUAUCAUACAGCCAGCUACUCAGAGCUCACAACGAUGCAUAGGGCCAUGUGUGAAUGGUCAGUGCCCAUCGGGAUACACGUGUAACACAUAUGAAGUGUGUUGCUCAACUCAAAUUUCAUAA
Messenger RNA from Strongylus vulgaris, 357 nucleotides. Lineage: Eukaryota; Metazoa; Nematoda; Chromadorea; Rhabditida; Strongylidae. The record is from the annotation of a GenBank genome assembly.